Molecule: messenger RNA, 573 nt
Organism: Suillus subalutaceus
Lineage: Eukaryota; Fungi; Basidiomycota; Agaricomycetes; Boletales; Suillaceae
Exons: 3
Coding region: 1-573 (190 amino acids)
Source: RefSeq, a predicted model, not a curated record
AUGAACCCUGUUCCUCUCAUUAACCACCCUUGUACAGUGUGCUGCAGGCCCACUUCAAUGUGGUGCAGCCGCUGCCAAUCUGCAUGGUAUUGCACUCCCGAACACCUUCAAAGCGAUUGGCCACGCCAUCGAAAGGAAUGUGUUCCGGCAACUCAUGCCCAAAAUUAUAAUAUUAUUGCCACUCCACCGCCUGCUGAGCAGCAAGUGAUUAUGCGCCCAAGAAUCAUUACGGUCAAGUGCCGUCCAUCCCAGGUUCCGUCGCAGGGCAUGUGCCCUCAACCUCUUGUCAAUGGACAUUUUCCGGACGGCCAAGCGGAAAGCAUUGUCUUGACCCAAGGCCUCAAUGGAGAGCCGCUCAGAUUUCCCCUUCAUCUGUGGUACUCCCCAACCGCGCUGUCGCGUUGCGCACCCAUUAACCGUGCCAUCUACCACAUUACGUCCGGUGCCGCUGCGAAAGCUUGGUGCGGCACAGUUGUCGUCCUGAAGUUCAACGGAUCUCGGCGCCAGGGCUACUCUGAUGCAGGGUCAAAUGAUCUUCCCGCUCUCUCGGCUUAUUUUUUGGCCUAUAAGUAA